UGUACUCCGUAGUUCACUUCUCUCCCUCGGCAUACAUACUGUGUACCUACCGAAGCUCAAAAUGCUAAACCCUUGCACAACCCUAAUCUAGUCCUUUUAGCAGAAAGAAAAAACUGAAAGAAUCUGAACAACAAGCUCAGAGAAAAUGGGAAAACUACCACCUUCCUUAAGGUCAGCUAACUUUGCUGUAAACACUCUCAUUAAAACUCCAUCUUCUUCUGUUCCUCACCCAAAAAUCUCAUCUCCACCCCCACCACCAACCUCAAAACCCCAUUAUUUCCCCAAAAUAUCACAAUCACCCAAGAAAAAAACCACAUCAGUUACUCAACAACCCCAGCUUCCUUCUAUUGUAGCCUUUGAUUCAACAACUCUUUCUGAUGCUAAAACCCUUUUCAAUUCCCUCAUUUCCAAUCCCAAAAAUGUACCUUCAGACCCUAAAUUUUAUAAUUCAAUCCUUCAAUCAUUUUCCUCCAAUUCUACCCUCCAAGAUUCAAUCUUUUUCCUUAAUCACAUGAUCAAGACUCACCCAACCUUUUCUCCAGACAGAUUUACAUACCAUGUUCUCCUCAUCCAAUCUUGCAAGUCAGUUGACAAUUCUCUAUCCCCUGUUCAUCAGGUUCUCAAUCUCAUGACUUCCAAUGGUUUCCCACCAAAUAAGGUCUCCACAGACAUUGCUGUGAGGACCCUUUGCUCUUCGAACCACGAAGAGCAAGCCAUUGAGCUGGUGAAAGAACUUUCCUCCAAAGACUCUCCACCUGAUACCUAUACUUACAAUUUUAUUGUCAGGCACCUGUGCAAGAACAGGUCUUUGAGUAGUAUGAAUAGCUUUAUUAAAGAAAUGAGGGAGGGUUUUGAUAUAAAGCCUGAUCUUGUUACUUAUACAAUUAUGAUUGAUAAUGUUUGUAACAGUAAGAAUCUAAGGGAGGCCACUCGGUUGUUGGGGGUGUUGAGUGAGGAAGGCUACAAGCCUGAUUGCUAUGUUUAUAAUACAAUUAUGAAAGGUUAUUGUAUGUUAAGUCAAGGGGGUGAAGUGUUAAGUGUAUACAAGAAAAUGCAGGAGGAAGGAGUAAAGCCUGACCUUGUGACUUAUAAUACUUUAAUCUAUGGAUUGUCGAAAUCGGGAAGGGUGAAAGAUGCUAAGAAGUUUUUGAGUGUUAUGAUGGAGGAGGGCCAUAAUCCGGAUGCAGUCACGUAUACUUCGUUAAUGAAUGGGAUGUGUAGGGAAGGAGAUCCAUUAGGGGCGGUGGCUUUGUUGGAGAGAAUGGAAGCACGGGGCUGUGCUCCUAAUUCAUGUACAUAUAAUACAUUGCUUCAUGGGUUAUGUAAGGCAAGGUUGUUGGAUAAGGGGAUGGAACUGUAUGAUAUUAUGAAGAAGAAUGGUAUGAAGCUUGAGACGGGGUCAUAUGGGACGUUUCUCAGAGCGCUCUGUCGGAAUGGCAGAGUAGCAGAAGCUUAUGACGUUUUUGAUUAUGCAGUAGAGAGCAAGAGUUUGACGGAUGUUGCUGCUUAUACUACAUUGGAGAGCACAUUGAAGUGGCUUAAGAAAGCUAGAGAACAGGGACUUGUCAUUUGACCUCCAUUGCUGUGGCUCUCUGCGUAAAUUAGCUUGGCCUGGCAUGAAUGGAGAAAGUCCUGAUUGAAUGAACGCCUUGCCUACUGGGUCCAAGGCCCAUUGGUUGGAGCAAGCGGCUGAUUGGGCUGGAUAUAGGAGUAAGUCUACAAAUGACUUUCGGGCAGGUCAAUUUGCCCAUUGGUGGCGACACUUAAAAGUUUUAACAAUGGGUAAAUUUUUUGACUAUUGAUCUUGAAGAUUUGUCAUUGGUUGGAUCGACUAUCCCUUAUGGUAGUUUUUUGCAUUAUGUCCGACCCCCACUUUAUGAUUUUAUUAAAAGGGCGGUCCACAUAAAUAAGGCUACAUCAUCCUUGUUGCUCCAUUUCAUGAAAUUCCGAUCUCCACUUUAGUGGGAAUUCUUAUGAUUCUCAGUCACAUGUUAAUGUCUUCUGCUUUUAUAGAAUUUGCGACAAGAAAUCUGCUUGAUUGUCUCAUUGGUUCCUUUGCAGAACAAGUGUAGAAAUUCAAAAUUGCAGUAUGUACAUACAUGGAUAAGGUUCUAUGCUCUGUAUUUUCUGACACUGAAAUCACAUGUUGUGUUAAUUAUCCUAGAUUUCAGUGUA
Molecule: messenger RNA, 2175 nt
Organism: Nicotiana tabacum (common tobacco)
Lineage: Eukaryota; Viridiplantae; Streptophyta; Magnoliopsida; Solanales; Solanaceae
Source: RefSeq, a predicted model, not a curated record